Diatraea saccharalis (sugarcane borer) is the source of this 1032-nucleotide messenger RNA. The record is from the annotation of a GenBank genome assembly. NCBI's taxonomy places the organism in Eukaryota, Metazoa, Arthropoda, Insecta, Lepidoptera, Crambidae.
AUGGCCAUCGCGAGGCGGAACGCCGAGACUAUAGUCAAAUACACGACUGCGUAUCCGUUCAAGCUGCCGGAAUGUGCUUUGGUCUGCGUGUACUGCCGUGAGGAGUACGAGGAUCCGUCCUCUUUUAGAGAGCACAUGCGAUAUUUACAUUCCGAAGUAAAAGUACGCGUAGCCUUCUCCCAUAUUCCCGAGGGUUAUAUAAAAAUCGAUUGUACUGAUCUCAGUUGUAGGAUUUGUUCAGAAACAUGUCUAUCCAUUGAGACGAUGGUCACUCAUCUGGUUGAAGUUCAUAAUAAAAAUAUUGAUGUGAAUCAUGAUAUGGGCGUACAACCGUUUACUUUUCAUAAAGACAUGUGGAUGUGUGCUAUUUGUGAUGCGAAGCUUUCCACUUUGCGCACUCUAAGCAGACAUACACAAUCCCAUUUUCUGAAAUACACAUGCGAGCAAUGCGGCAAAUCUUACUUUACGUCCUCUUCCCUUAAGCAUCAUUUGUAUUACUGUCAGAUUGGAGAUUUGCGUAUAUGUGUUAAGUGUAAGAAAACUUUCAAGACUUUGGAAGCUCGGAGGAUACACGUGAAUGAAUCACCGCGUUGUUGGCCCUUUACAUGUAAGAAUUGUGGCGAGCGAUUUAUGACGGCUACCCUGAAAAAAGAACACAGAGCCAAGGCUCACGGCGAACAGUCUAGAACCUACGUAUGUCCUGAAUGCAGAGAAAUUUUCCCAGACAGGAUGAAGUACAGGGUACAUUUUGUGAUAACUCACACUGAAGAGUAUUUUUCUUGUUCUUGCGGUAAAAAGUUUGACACAAAAAACAAUUUAGAGAAACACAGAGUCGUACACACUAAGGAGAAACUCUUCCCUUGUACGUCUUGUCCAAAAGCUUUUUCUAGAAAGAAGAAUUUAGUACAGCACAUGUGGAUACACAGCGAAGUUAAAAGAUUUGAAUGCGUACAAUGUAAUAAGAAAUUUAACCAACGUGUUACUUAUAAAACUCACAUGAAAUCAUACCAUCCCGAUGUUGAAAUAUCUUGA